CAAGGCUCCUGGGAACUGCCGGUGCCAGGCAAGAGUCCGAAAGGCACCGGGUUGGGCAAAGCCUUCGCCAGUCCCAGCUAGAGCGCCGGCGGCCGGCGCCAGCAGCAGCUGCGCACGGAGGAGCUUCUUGGAGGCAUGACGGACUGAAGGCAGGCAGGAGCAGCUGAACGACUUUAGGAAUACCGAUCGAUGCCAGCCAGCGCUGGGGACUUGCGGUGGAGGAUUUCAAUGGUUUGGGGAUCUGGGUGGAUUACCGCUCCGUAAUUCCGAGGCGGAGGAGGAAGAGGAGUGGGGAGGAGACGGGGCGCCUCCCCCCAAAAAGGAGCGCAACAAGAGAGUCCUCCUCCGAGCAGAGAAACAUGUAAAGAAAGCUGCUGUGGCUAGAGUCGCACACAGGGAGUUUUGAGAUAUAUGCUCCCUUUCUUCCUUGCUCUUCUCCACAGGAUGGAACAGAGAAAGCUCUGGCCUCGGACAUGGGACUCCGAUGGCUGGUCAGUGGCCCUGGUGUUUCUUUUCUUAGUCUUUUCACAGAACAUUAACAGCACUCCUAUCUAUAAUACGUUUCAUCCUGAGAACCGUGACUGGACUUUCAAUCACUUGACAGUCCAUCAGACGACUGGGGCAGUCUAUGUGGGGGCCAUCAAUCGGGUUUACAAGCUGUCUGGAAACUUAACUGUCUUGGUAGAUCACAAGACGGGACCUGAGGAGGACAACAGGUCCUGCUACCCACCACUUAUUGUGCAACCCUGCACUGAGAUCCUGACUCUGACGAACAAUGUUAACAAGCUCCUGAUCAUUGAUUACUCAGAAAAUAGGCUGCUGGCCUGUGGGAGUCUCUAUCAAGGCAUCUGUAAAUUACUGCGCCUGGAUGACCUCUUUAUCUUAGUAGAGCCAUCUCACAAGAAAGAACACUAUCUUUCCAGCGUCAACAAGACUGGCACUAUGUAUGGAGUUAUAGUUCGUUCUGAGGGAGAAGAUGGGAAGCUGUUCAUUGGCACAGCUGUGGAUGGUAAGCAGGAUUAUUUUCCCACCCUCUCUAGCCGAAAGCUGCCUCGUGACCCAGAAUCCUCAGCUAUGUUGGAUUAUGAGCUUCACAGUGAUUUUGUUUCAUCACUAAUCAAAAUCCCUUCAGAUACAUUGGCCUUAGUCUCUCACUUUGAUAUCUUCUAUAUCUAUGGAUUUGCCAGUGGAAAUUUUGUUUAUUUUCUGACUGUCCAGCCAGAGACUCCUGAAGGCGUGUCUAUCAAUUCAGCUAGUGACCUCUUCUACACAUCUCGGAUUGUGCGUCUCUGCAAGGAUGACCCUAAAUUCCACUCCUAUGUUUCUCUGCCCUUUGGUUGUAUCAAAGGUGAGGUGGAAUACCGUCUACUUCAGGCAGCUUACCUUUCUAAGCCAGGGGAAGUCCUUGCCAGAUCCCUGAACAUCACUGCUAAGGAUGAUGUCCUUUUUGCCAUUUUUUCCAAGGGACAAAAACAGUACCACCACCCCCCUGAUGACUCUGCUCUUUGCAUCUUUCCCAUCCGUGCAAUCAAUGCCCAAAUUAAGGAACGGCUACAAUCUUGCUACCAGGGGGAAGGCAACUUGGAACUCAACUGGCUACUAGGGAAAGAUGUCCAAUGUACCAAGGCGCCAGUUCCAAUAGAUGACAACUUUUGUGGAUUGGACAUUAAUCAGCCACUGGGAGGCUCCAUACCAGUAGAGGGAGUGACCCUGUAUACAUCUAGUCGUGAUCGGAUGACUUCUGUUACAUCAUAUGUCUACAAUGGCUACAGUGUGGUAUUUGUGGGUACCAAGAGUGGCAAGUUAAAGAAGGUACACUUGGGAUUUGCUGUGACUUGGCUGAUUGCACAUGUGGAAAGGAGGAAUGAAGAUGAAAGUUUAAUUCUGAAACCUACACGUUAA
Molecule: messenger RNA, 1902 nt
Organism: Pseudonaja textilis
Lineage: Eukaryota; Metazoa; Chordata; Lepidosauria; Squamata; Elapidae
Source: RefSeq, a predicted model, not a curated record